This is a messenger RNA of Triticum turgidum subsp. durum (durum wheat), 1872 nucleotides long. The record is from the annotation of a GenBank genome assembly. Lineage: Eukaryota; Viridiplantae; Streptophyta; Magnoliopsida; Poales; Poaceae.
AUGUUCCCAUGGCUUGGGCCUCCAUGUCUCCUCCUAUCCUUCCUCAUCAUCUCCACGAUGCCGGCGCUGUUGCUCGCGGCAGCCUGCGAACCCGAGCGAUGUGGCAACCUGAGCGUCUCAGCCCCGUUCGGGGUCGUCUCGGGUUCUGAGGAGAACGGGUGCGCCCAGGCCCAACUCGGGUUCCAGGUCCACUGCACCGACGGCGUCCCCUACCUUGGGUACUACGAGCCGGAGUACGGGCUUCAGAUCCUCGACAUCUUCUACAACAACGGUUCCUUGCUAGUCUCCGACGUCCACAAGAUCGGAGGCUUCAAUCUCUCCAACAAGAAAGGAUACCGUGUCCCGACGGCCAACACCGCCACCAAAGUCGGGCCUCCGUUCUCGUUAAGUCCUCUGAACCAGAACCUCGUCUUCUACAACUGCACCAAGGUGCCGGCAGGCCAAGCAGGGCUGGUGGAGACGGUGUGCCGCAACAACACUUUUGUCCGUGCCAGAGGGCGAUACAACUGGACCGGCGGGAUCAACAGCGGGUACACUUUGGAGGGAUGCAGCGCCACCGCUGUGCCAGUGCUAGGGGCGUCUCAAGAGGUGAACGCCAGAGACUACAAGGCACUCAUCAGUGAUGGCUUCCUCCUGACAUGGCAGUCGCCGAGUGGCGGUAGUGGUCGCGAGAGGAGAGGGAAGAAGAUUAUGGUAAUAGGUAUGACAUCAGCAGCUGCAGCAUUUCUCUUUGCAUGUCUUUAUGUGCUGAUAUGGCAUAGAAAGGGGAAAAGAUCAUGGUUUCUCCUUUGCAAGAAGACUAGCAGCAACACUGAAAAGAAUUACGAGGCAAUGAUAGUGUCAUAUGGAUCCCUAGCUCCAACAAGAUACACGUACUCAGAGGUACUGAAGAUAACGUCUUCUCGCAACAAUCAGCUUGGGAAAGGUGGUUAUGGUGUGGUUUUCAAAGGAAGACUACAUGAUGGUCGUCUGGUGGCUGUGAAAUUCUUGCAUGACUGCAAAGGAAAUGGGGACGAGUUUGUGAAUGAGGUCAUGAGCAUUGGCAGGACCUCUCAUGUUAAUGUUGUUAGUUUAUUUGGGUUUUGUUUGGAGGGAUCAAAACGAGCUCUUAUAUAUGAGUACAUGCCCAACGGUUCCUUGGAUCAGUACAUUUAUUCAGAGCACCCCAAAGAAAUUUUAGGAUGGGAGAGGCUUUAUGCGAUAGCAAUCGGGAUUGCUCGUGGCCUCGAAUACUUGCACCAUAGCUGUAAUACACGUAUUGUCCAUUUCGAUAUCAAGCCCCAAAAUAUCCUUCUAGACAAAGAUUUUAGCCCAAAGAUUGCUGAUUUUGGUCUAGCUAAAUUGUGUCAUACAAAAGAGAGCAAUCUUUCAAUGACUGGAGCUAGAGGAACAAUUGGAUUUAUAGCCCCAGAAGUUCACUCUCGAACCUUCGGGGUGGUUUCAACAAAGUCGGAUGUUUAUAGUUACGGAAUGAUGCUGCUGGAGAUGGUUGGAGGUAGGAGAAACGUAAAAUCGAUUGUUGCAAAAUCCAGCGAAAAGUAUUUUCCAGAUUGGAUUUACGAUCACUUUGCACAAGAUGAUGGACUACAAGCAUGUGAAGUGACAAGAGAAAUUGAGGAGAUUGCGAGAAAGAUAACAUUCAUUGGCUUGUGGUGCAUACAAGUGUUACCUAUGUAUCGCCCUACUAUAACCAAAGUUCUAGAAAUGUUUGAGAGAAGCUUAGAUGAUCUGGACAUGCCGCCAAAGCAGAACUUCUGUGAACUACUUGAAAGUUCAGCUCACAAUAUGGAUGUACAAAAUUCAAGUUCUACCAGAUCUGAGGAGAUCAGCCUUGUGAAUUCAAAAAUCCUACAACAAUCGCCAACUCUUUGA